GAGAUACUUUCUCAAAUAAACAAGCCUGAGCAUGUAUCUUGGUAGAGUGCUUGCCUGGCAUGCGUGAAGCCUAGGCAUCAAUCCUGAGCACAGCAUAAAUGUGGUGGCUCACACCUAAAAUACCUGGACUUGGGGAGUAGAGGCAGGAGAAUCAAGUUUAAGGUCAUACUAGCCUGGGCUGGAGAUGCUGCCAUAAACAAACAAUGAACCAAACAGAAUAUGAUGGGAGAGAGAGAGAGAGAUAGCUGUGACCUGCCGUCUGUGCCCUUUGUGGGGACUCAGCAUCCGGAUGAACUCUGAUUAAGGGACCAGGAUCACAGCAUCAGCUUGACCAGCAGUGUGGAGACCCCAUGGACUAAGAGCGCUCUGUGGAAGGCGAGGCAGAAUUUUGGAAGGAAACAGUUUCUCUGUGGUCAUAGAGAUAGAGCAGGAGAAGAAGGACAGCCAUCAAGUCCACUCAGGAAGUGGCGGGUCCCAGGGGGUGGGCAGCCAAAAAAGAAAGUGCUCCCCAGGACUCUGCAGGCGUGGGAAGGAGGCGAAGCCCUUGCCUGAGGGCUAGGGCAAAGGUGACAUCCUCAAUCCAGAGCCGUGGACGUAACCACUUACUGGCCAUGAUAGAAACCAAAGCCUCUGAGGUCGGGAGCAUCGUCAGAGCCCUUCCUGCAUCUGUUCACCGGCAGCCUCACAUGGGAGCCAGAGACCAACCAGGAAGCAGAUGACAGAAAGGAGAACUAGGCAAGUGGACAUUCUAGGUUCUAGAAGGAGACAGCCCCUUCCCUCUUGGGCUUGGUGUAGGUACAGAUGAUGUCUGAGCUGAAGAAAUGAUCCCAAAGGUGAUGAGAAUGUGGCUGCCUUCGGCUCUGCUCCUCUCGCUGGUCCCAGGUUGUGUCCCUCUGCGUGGCCCCAGCACUGUGACAGGCACUGUGGGGGAGUCCCUGAGUGUGCAGUGUCAGUAUGAGGAGAAAUACAAGACUUAUAACAAAUACUGGUGCAGAAGGUCAUUUGUGCCACUAUGUGAUGAUAUUGUCAGGAUCAGAGGCUCAAAAGAAGCUAGGAAUGGCCGAGUGUCCAUCAGGGACGAUCCCGACAACCUCACCUUCACAGUGACCUUGGAGAACCUCGACCUGGAGGAUGCAGGCACCUACAUAUGUGGGGUGGAUAAACCGUUUAAGCCUAUUGAUGGUGACUUGGGGAUUGAUGACUCCUUCAAGGUUGUGUUGUCCGUGGUCCCAAGUGAGGUCCCAGUCUCCAGCCCUGGGAACAGCGAAACUACCACGGCGUCUCCCACAUCCUCACCAGGGCACACCCAGCCCAGCGUGACCACAGAAGACACAACUCCUCAUCCCAGCCUACAGCCUGAGUCUCUUCUGAGCAGCUUCUACUUCUACCUUCUGGUCUUUCUGGAGUUGCCCCUGCUUCUGAGCAUGCUCAGUGCCGUCCUCUGGGUGAACAGGCCUCAGAGGUGCUCUGGGGAGAAGAUGCCUUGGCCUGAUUAUGAGAAUAACUGACGUCUGUUGACAUCGAACGCCUGUCCCUGGACUCGGCUCCUCAGGUGGCUGAAGACAACCAGCAAAUCUGCUUCUGAGACUACUCUGAGAUUUGUAGAAGAUUCUUUGUGCUGUAUCAAACACAUAAAAGAAUGUGCCCAAUCCAUACACACACGGUGUAAUAGAAUGUUAAUAGGAUGUCUUUA
Messenger RNA from Meriones unguiculatus (Mongolian gerbil), 1693 nucleotides. It is a transcript of the gene Cd300c, whose product is annotated as CD300c molecule. Gene Ontology annotation, cellular component: plasma membrane. The coding region runs from base 822 to 1508 and encodes 228 amino acids. The transcript has 4 exons. The record is from RefSeq and is a predicted model, not a curated record. Gene Ontology annotation, molecular function: transmembrane signaling receptor activity. Lineage: Eukaryota; Metazoa; Chordata; Mammalia; Rodentia; Muridae.